UGUACAAGUGUUUCUAUUCAUUGGAUUUUUACUGACAUGCAAUUUGCAUGCUGCGAGCUCGAGCUCACUUCUUUUGCUUGCAAGCGCUCUCGCGGCCUCAGAUUAGAUCAAAUGCUACCUUGACAUAUUUCUCAUUCACCCCAUGUGCUUCCAAACCCAGUUGCCCUAGUUUCCUUGCGCGACCCCAUCGCGCGUACCAUACCGCCUGGCGCCCGGGCACAUUUAGGCUCGACCAUAACCACAUAGAUAUGCAAAUACAGGCGUUGGGCUCGCUGCAUCAGCAAACAGCGUCUGGCCACGCCUACAGCGGAUGGCCCACGCGUGUGGCCCGGAGGGCUGUGUCUCGGGCUGCUCCUUGGGGCACAUCGGCCUCGCGCCCCCUCGCCUCCGGCGUCUAUGGAGCGCAGACAGCGGCUGCUGCUAGCAGCGCCACCACUACAGCGCUGGUUGGCAGCGGCGCCGCCGUUUCCAGCGCCUGGGCUAGCUCACGACCAACUGUGAUGAGGUAUCCGUGCACUCCCAGCAGCACGCCGCAGCGCCCCGCUCGCCUGCCAGCUUCCGGCGCCGGCGCCACCUGGGCUGGGCUGCCAUCAACACCUGCAGUCUCAGUUGGCGCACCAGGCCUCAGCCCCGCGCUCUGCAACCGCAGGCGCGCCGCUGGCAUCGCCGGCCUUGGGAGCCUCAGCGGUGGCCAGCGGCGGCCCGCGCUCGCCACAGCCGCAGCCGCCGCGGCGUCAGCGCCGGCGGCCUUGGCUGGUGCCGGCGGCGGAGCCGGCGCGAGGGCCAUCCGUAGUGAUUCUGACGCCGGCGAUGCCAGCAGCGACAGCGUCCCUGUUGUUAGCGGCAAUAGUGUCGGCAGUAGCACCGGGACCGGGGUGAAGCUACAGCCGGUGGACUACAGUACGCUGGCGGCGGCGGUGGCGGAGCUGCGGGCGGGCUGGGUGCCGGCCAAGGUGGAACAGGUGUUGAUGCCCGACAAGACCAGCUUGUGCUUGCGCCUGCGCACGCCGGCCGGCCAGGGCUGGCUCCGGCUGUGCUGGCACGCCGCCUCGGGCCGCCUGGCGAUGCUGGACCCGCGGGACGGUCCGGAGCGCGGCAGCGCCACCGAGUUGUACAGCCUGGCCGAGCAGGUCCACUCCGCCCUGACGGGUCUGGUGCUGGUGGGGGUGGAGCUGCCGGCGGCCUGGGAGCGGGUGGCGGCGCUGAGGUUUGGCACGCGGCCGGGCGAGCCACCCAGUCACAGCCUGUACCUGGAGAUCAUGGCUCGGUACAGCAACCUCGUGCUGGCCGGCUCACAGAAUGAGAUCCUGGCAACCGCCUACCAGGUGGGCGGCAUGAUGUCCAGCCACCGGCAGGUGCAGGUGGGUCGCAGCUACAGCCUGCCGCCACUGCUGUUCGGCGUGCCGCCCUCGCCAGCUGCUACGGCCGCCGCCGCCGCGGAGUGGCGCCAGACGCUCACGCGUGCCGCCGCCAUGGCCGCCGCCACCGCGGCCGCUACAGCCGCCGCGCGGCAGCAGCGCAAGAAGGGUGCCGGCGGCGGCGGCGGCAGCGCAGCCGCUGCCGCUGCCGCCGCCGCGCCUCCUGAGGAUGCCAGCCGCGACCCGGCUGUAGCAGCGGACUCAGCAAAUACAGUAAUAGCAGUAGCAGGCGUGGCGGGGGAGGGGCGCCUGAUGGACGGGUUCGUUCGGGCCUUCCACGGCGUCAGCCCGGCCCUGGUGGAGGAGCUAUGUGUGGCGGCGGGGGUGCCGGGCGCGGCGGCGGCGCCGCCGAGCAGCCUCAGUGAGGGCCAGUGGGCGGCGCUGCAUGGGCAGUGGCUGGCGUGGCAGCGGCGGCUGGCGGCUGGCGAGUUCGCGGCGUCAUCGGAUCCAGCGACCGGCAGGUACUCGGUGUUCGGCUCGCUCCCCGUGCGCCACGCCUCCGUACACGCCCUGCUGGAGCAGUACUACGGCCCCGCGGCGGCGGCGGAGGCGGCGGCGGCGCUGCAGGCGCGGCUGGCGGGGGUGGUGGCGGCGGCCCUGAAGAAGACGCGGGGAAAGGUCCGCGCCUUCCAGCAGCAGCUGUCUGACUCGGACGCGGCGGAGGGGGUGCAGCGUCAGGCCGACCUCAUCACAGCCAACCUGUACCGCAUUCCCGCCGGCGCCUCCUCCGUGACGGUUGAGGACUGGGACACUGGCGCGCCGUUGACCCUGCCGCUGGACCCGCUGCAGCCGCCCGUGGCCACAGCCGAGGGCCUGUACAAGAAGGCGCGCAAGCUGCGGCGGGCGGUGGACGCGGUGGGGCCGCUGCUGGCGGCGGCGGAGGAGGAGGUGGCGUACCUGGAGGAGGUGGAGGUGGGCCUGGCAGGCCUGAAGCAGUGGAGCGGUGACGCCGCAGACAUGGCCGCACUCAGGGAGGUGCAGGACGAGCUGGUUGCCGGCAAGUACAUGAAGCCGCCAACGGACGCCGCCCUGGCAGUGAAGACAGCAGCCAAGGCCGCGAAGGCCGCACAGCGCAACGCCACACGCAGCGGCGGCGGUGGUGGCAAGAAGGGCGCCUCCGGCGGCGCAGGCAAGAAGAGCACUGCUGCUGGUGCUGCUGGUGGUGGCGGUGGCGGGGCGGCAGCGGCUGCGGCUGCGGCGGGUGGCGGCGGCGACACGGCGGCGGCGCGGCGCUACACCAGCCCUGGCGGUUACACGGUACUUGUGGGGCGGAACAACAAGCAAAACGACGUGCUCAGCACUCAGGUUGCCGCGGAUGAGGACCUGUGGUUCCACGUGCGCGGCAUGCCGGGGUCGCACGUGCUGCUGCGCACCGCGGCCGGGGCGUCCCCACGCGGCGCUGGUGGUGGCGGCAGCAGCGGAGGGAGGCAGGGCCCGCAGCAGCCCAGCGACGCCGACGUGCAGUUCGCAGCGGACUGCGCCGCGUUCUUCAGCAAAGCCAAGGACAGUAUCAAGGUGGAUGUGGUGAUGAGCAAAGGCGCCUGGGUGCGCAAACCCAGGGGCGCCAAGCCGGGCGCGGUGCAGGUGACGCGCGAGCUGGGCAAUGUGGUUGGGCGGCCCGGCGGCUGCCCUGCAGCGGCACUGGAGAGCACGUAGCUGUGCUUGUUCACGGUACGAUAAAAAGAAGGCCAGGCAAGCGCAAUGAGCAAACGCGGCAUUGAUUUGGCAUGGACUAGGGCGCAUCCGUCGCUGCUUUUGGUGGUUGCGGUGGUAAGUUUUUCUCUUUUCUGCGUAACGGGUGCGUGCAGGGGGUGCUGUGAUGGCGUGGCCAAGGCUUGGUGAUGGCCAUCAGUACCAUGAUGGCAAAAUAAGGUUUCCGGUACUCUGCAGAUAGGUGAAUGUGUGGAGUGCAAACGUUUCUUGUAAGCCAAGCGAAGACACUGUUCCCUCCACUUUUACACUUGAAGGGCAGAGCCGGAUGGGCAUUGCCCGUAUCUUGCAGAGAUGUCCAUGCAUGUAUUAGUGAUGGAGUGUGUUUGCGUUGAGUGUGCAUGGCGAAAGGGGUCGCGCAAGCCGUGUCCGCAGGCUCGCCGGAACCUGCCGUGGUGCUAUCGCCUGGCUGGGCGCCCAGAGCGUGAGGAUUGCGCGUCAGCAAACUCUGUGAGCCAGCCAAUUCGAUACCUC
This is a messenger RNA of Chlamydomonas reinhardtii, 3602 nucleotides long. RefSeq lists its product as uncharacterized. The transcript is spliced from 14 exons. Bases 249 to 3074 code for a protein of 941 amino acids. Gene Ontology annotation, cellular component: RQC complex. Lineage: Eukaryota; Viridiplantae; Chlorophyta; Chlorophyceae; Chlamydomonadales; Chlamydomonadaceae. Gene Ontology annotation, biological process: rescue of stalled cytosolic ribosome. Gene Ontology annotation, molecular function: ribosomal large subunit binding; tRNA binding. The record is from RefSeq and is a predicted model, not a curated record.